AUGGUCCGUUCUUCUGAAUCUCUUGCAACCAAGGAUUAUACACACAGUGUUUAUUCAUCUCAAGCCGGAGAAGCUGAACGGAAACCUAACACUGGAAACAUUGAAGAAGCUGAAUCAUCAUUGCGUGAAAGCGGUUCUUUAAAUUACGAGGAAGCCAGAGCAUUGUUAGGAAGGUACGAGUAUCAGAAAGGGAACCUAGAAGCGGCCUUACAUGUUUUUGAAGGGAUAGACAUUGCUGCAGUGACUCCAAAGAUGAAAAUUACUCUUUCUAAAAUAGGAGAAACUCUUAAGAGGCGGUCCCAAAAUUUUGCAUUACCACCAAUGUCGAUACAUGCUGUUAGCUUGCUGUUUGAAGCAAUGUUUCUAAAAGCAAAAUCAUUACAGGCACUUGGGAGAUAUAAAGAAGCUGCUCAAUCAUGUACAGUUAUCCUGGACAUUGUUGAAUCUUCAUUACCAGCAGGCUUGCCUGAAAACUUUGGCGGUGACUGUAAAUUGCAGGAAACUAUAAACGAAGCUGUAGAGGUGCUUCCAGGAUUAUGGAAACUUGCUGAUUGUCCCAGUGAAGCUAUUUUGUCUUACCGUCGGGCCCUUCUACAUCAAUGGAACCUUGAUGCACAAACUACAACUAAGAUACAAAAAGAGUUUGCUAUUUUUCUUCUGUACAGUGGAGAUGAAGCAAAUCCCCCUAGUCUGCAAUCCCAAAUGGACCGUGCAUUUGUACCUAGAAACAAUACUGAGGAAGCUAUUCUUCUUUUGAUAAUUCUUUUGAGGAAAGUUACCCUCAAGAGAAUUGAGUGGGAUCCAUCAAUUUUGGAUCACCUUUCCUAUGCAUUAUCUAUAUCAGGUGGACUAAGGGCUUUAGCUAAUCAAGUGGAAGAAUUACGGCCUGGGGUUAUAGAUCGGAAAGAAAGGUAUCACAUCUUAGCUCUCUGUUUUCAUGGAGAAGGUGAUGACUUAUCUGCUUUGAAUUUAUGGCGAAAGAUGUUAAAAGGUCACGAGGAUCCUACAUGUGUUCCAUCUUUACUAUUUGCUUCAAAGAUAUGUGGGGAGAGCACGAAAUGUGCAAAAGAUGGAAUUUCUUAUGCUGGCAGUGCAAUUGAGAGCUUGCAUGGAAAAUGCCAUCAACUAGUAGGUGUUGCCAAUUGCAUGCUAGGCAAAUCACUUUCAGCAUAUUCUAGAUCAUGCGUACAAGAUAGUGAGAGGGUUAAAAGACAAUCUGAGGCUCUCAAGUCCUUGGAAAUUGCUGGGACAAUGACAAGAAUGAGCGACCCUGGUAUCAUUUACCACCUUUGCUUAGAAAAUGCCGAGCAAAGGAAGUUGGAUACGGCAUUUCAUUAUGUAAAGUGUUUGCUUAAAUUGGAAGGCGGUUUUAACCUUAAAGGAUGGAUACUGUUGUCUCGAAUAUUAUCUGCCCAGAAACGUUUUCUUGAUGCUGAAACCAUCAUUAAUGCAGCUCUAGAUCAGACUGGAAAAUGGGAUCAGGGAGAAUUGCUGCAAACUAAGGCUAAACUCCAAAUUGCACAGGAUCUAGUGAAGGAGGCCAUAGAAACAUAUACACAGCUUCUUGCUGUUCUUCAGGUUCAGAGGAAAAGUUUUGGUUUAGGGAAGAAGCAAAAGGAAAACAAAAACCACCAAAAUAAUUUAGAGAUGGAAACAUGGCACGAUCUGGCUUCCAUCUACAUAAGAUUGUCCCAGUGGCGUGAUGUUGAGAUCUGUCUUUCUAAAUCUGAGGCCAUUAGUUCUUUUUCUGCUUCUCGAUGGCAUACAGCUGGUUUGCUUCACGAAGCAAAGGGACACGACAAAGAAGCACUGAAGGCAUUUAUGCGAGCUCUUGAUGUUGAUCCAAUGCACGUUCCAAGUCUAGUCUGCAAGGCAGUGGUUCUCAGACGGAUCGAUAGCCAGUCUUCUGCAAUUGUCAGGAGCCUUCUGACAGAAGCACUUAGACUCGACAGAAUGAAUGCUUCCGCAUGGUAUAAUCUUGGCCUACUUUACAAGGAGGAGGGUGGGGCAUUGGCACUGGAAGCCGCGGAAUGUUUUGAGGCUGCUGCACUCCUCGAAGAGACGGAACCUGUACAGCCUUUCAGACGAUGA
Fraxinus pennsylvanica is the source of this 2091-nucleotide messenger RNA. NCBI's taxonomy places the organism in Eukaryota, Viridiplantae, Streptophyta, Magnoliopsida, Lamiales, Oleaceae. The record is from the annotation of a GenBank genome assembly.